AUGCUCAACUUUCUGCAAUCGCUUGGAAACAAUUCCGCGCAGUCGAGCGACACAUCCGCUAAUUCAUUUACACCGCUCCCUGCGGUCGUGCUCCCGCGCGGAGAGCGGAUUGUGCACUCGCAGACGUGCCGAGUUUUGCGUGACGCACUCAUCCCCGCACGACUUGUCUUUACAGAAACCUACCUGUGCUUUGCAGCAUGGAAUAAGGAGGCAUCUUCCAUCCCCGAAAUGUCUUUCUCUUCUUGGACCCGCAAGAAAUCGUUGCUCCCGCACCAUUCUCAGAAAUUGUGGCUCGUGCUGCACACACAGUACCUAUGCUGGUACGACGAGCCGGAAAAAACACAGUUCUUGCGCGGAUACAUUGAUGUGCUCCGCAUCAAGCAGAUAGAAAAAGAUGUGUCGCGCCCGACACAUCUUGUGCUCCACGUACGCAACCACCACGACACGUUCAUCUUUGAAGACGAAGCGGAGCGCAACAAGUGGGCCGAACUUCUGGAAAAAGUUAAGAGCAACUUUGAGAAUGCAGGGGAGCUGCCGGCCAAGACAGUUGGCGACUUUCAGCACGGCAGUGUCGGCAUUCCCCUCGAGCGCAUCAUCGACGUAGUUUGCGACAAGUCCGAAUCGCUCGAAGCGAGCCUCUUGGGCAUCCGAGCCCUCACUGUGGAGGACGGUCCUUCGACCUGGGUCGACUUUUACUUUGCGGAUAUCGAUGAUCAAUACGCUAUCAUAAAGCUCAUGGCGAGCCUCAUCACGAAGCUGCAGGGCCCCGAAGCGCCCCACACACUCCCUGGGCUUGACUUGCUUCCUUUCGCGCCUUGGGCAUGGUCAAAAGAGGUGGGCGUCGAGGUGGAGAAGAGCAAACUGCAGGCAUUGAUUGCAGCAAACACGGGCCACGGACGCGUGCCCAACAUCAUUUGGACCGAUCAGGAGCAGGCGCCCGAGCCCACUGACGACGAAAGUGUGCACUCGUUUUCAUCGCAGGACAAGAGCAAGUCGUUCUUCAACGCGAUUACGCCCUCUUUUACGCUCCCAGGCUCAUCGACCAAACUCGACGGCAUUAUGAGCAAGCUGCACCUGCAUAAAAACUCGCGCGCUGCCGACGAUGACGCGAGUUCUUCCGACGACGACGACGACGACGAUGAUCAAGAGAAGCGCCCGGGCCUCCGGCAAAGACAGUUUGUCAAGUACUUCCCUGUCUCGGAAGCAGAACAUGUGCGGACUUCGGUAGGCGCUGCGCAUGGCCGUGUGCUUCCUACGCCAGGCCGCAUCUUUUUGAGCAAGCAUCACUUUGCAUUCCGCGCAAACAGGUUGGUAUCCGAGGUGACGAGCGGCACGCGCAUCUUUCUUUCGAUGAGCGAUAUUGUCAGUGUUACCAAGACCACCGCAUUGAACCUUUUUGGCGGCGGGCUUGUCUUGGUCCUCCGCGGUACGGAAGAACAGUUCUUUGACUUUCCCACGCGGCACGCCAGGGACAAGUGCUACGGCGAGCUCCAGGCGCAGCUGUACAGGAUUGAGGGAGAGCGCGAACUUGCGACUGCGAUGGAUCCUCCGCGGCACACUGAAACGAUGCCCGACAUCAGCAUCAAGCCACUGCACAUUACCAUGCUCACGAUCGGCUCGCGCGGCGAUGUUCAGCCCUAUGUGGUUUUGGCCAAGCGUUUGCAAGCGCUGGGCCACAGGGUCCGAAUUGCAACCCACCCCGAAUUCCGCGAGUUUGUCGAAGAGCACGGCGUGGACGAGUUUAGGGAGAUGGGUGGCGAUCCGUCCAAGCUGAUGAGCAUGGUCAUUGAGAAUGGCACGUUUUCCCUCAACUUCAUCCGUGCCGGCAUCGCGCACUUCCGCCCGUGGUUUGACGGCCUUUUGCAGUCCAGCUGGGAAGCCUGCCAAGGCACCGACCUGAUCAUUGAGAGCCCCAGCGUCAUGGCCGGGCCGCACAUUGCCGAUGCGCUUGCUGUGCCAUUGUACCACGCAUUCACCAUGCCCUGGACACAAACGCGCGCGUAUCCUCAGGCAUUUGCCGUGCCAAAGAGCCAUUCCGGCGGACAGUACAAUGCCAUGACAUACACGCUUUUCGAGCAGGUGCUCUGGAGCGCAACGUCGUCGCAAAUCAACCGCUGGCGCCAAAAAACGCUCAAAAUUCGGCCCACGACAGUCGAAGAUUUGGCGCUGAAAGAGGUGCCGAUCAUGUACAACUUCAGUCAGUACGUUGUGCCGAAGCCAAAAGACUGGGGCAUACACACACACAUCACUGGCUAUUGGUUCCUCGAAACCCCCGACGAGCCGCCGAGCGACGAAAUUGUCGAGUUUAUAAAAAAGGCGCGCGCUGCCAACAAGAAACUUGUCUACAUUGGCUGGGGAAGUAUUAUUGUUCCCGACCCCGAUGCCAUGUCGCGGGCCGUGCGCGAUGCUGUAGAAACUGCAGAUGUCUACUGUAUCCUCUCCAUGGGAUGGUCCGGGCGCGGACAAGAAAAACCGAAACCGAUGCCGCCCUCAGAGAAUAUCUUCACGGUUAAAUCGAUUGCACACGACUGGGUCUUCCCCAAGAUUGACGCUGCUUGCCACCAUGGCGGAGCAGGAACGACGGGCGCAAGUGUCCGUGCAGGCAUCCCCACCGUGAUUCACCCCUUCUUUGGCGACCAGUACUUUUGGGCAAAGCAGGUGGAGAACAUGGGAAUCGGCAUCGCCGUGCAGAGCCUCACGGCAGAGAGCAUGACAUCGGCGCUGCGUCGCGCAACGACCGACGAAGUGUUGUAUGCGCGCUCGAGCCGUAUUGGCCGACUUGUUCGUGGCGAGGACGGCGUAGGGAACGCUGUGGAUACUAUUUACCGCGAGCUGCCGUACGUAUUGAAGCGUGCUGAGGAGCGCGCGAAGCGCAACCAAAAGGAGCGCAAAAGUGAGAGCCGUUGGUUCACGUGGAACACUGUGCCGAAAUUGUCUGUACCGAGCUUGGGAAAAGCAAACAAGGCAGAUGAUGCACAGACUUAA
Messenger RNA from Malassezia vespertilionis, 2985 nucleotides. It is a transcript of the gene ATG26, whose product is annotated as sterol 3beta-glucosyltransferase. Bases 1 to 2985 code for a protein of 994 amino acids. The transcript has a single exon. Gene Ontology annotation, molecular function: hexosyltransferase activity; UDP-glycosyltransferase activity. Gene Ontology annotation, biological process: carbohydrate metabolic process. NCBI's taxonomy places the organism in Eukaryota, Fungi, Basidiomycota, Malasseziomycetes, Malasseziales, Malasseziaceae. The record is from RefSeq and is a predicted model, not a curated record.